CGCCUGCACUCCCUCCUCCUCCUGCCCCGGCCGGGCGCCUGGCACUGGGGACCGUUGCCUGACGCGAGGCCCAGCUCUACUUUUCGCCCGCGUCUCCCUCCCGACUCUCCUCCUUCUCCACCAACUCGCAACUCCUUCGCCCUCUCACUGCACUCGCGAGCCCCCGACUCCGUGCCCCUCGGCCGGCUCCUGCAGCGCCACUUCCCGUCCCGUCGCAAAGGUGGGAGCUCGUCCGUCCCAGCUCGCACCAUGGCACGGUUGGGCAUGCCCGCGCUCCUCUGCAUCCUGGCCGUGCUCACCGCCGCACUGCUGGCUGCCGAGCUCAAUUCGAAAAGUUGCUCAGAAGUGCAACGUCUCUAUGUGUCCAAAGGCUUCAACAAGAACGAUGCCCCCCUCCACGAGAUCGACGGUGAUCAUUUGAAGAUCUGUCCCCAGGGUUAUACCUGCUGCUCUCAAGAGAUGGAGGAAAAGUACAGCCUGCAAAGUAAAGAUGAUUUCAAAAGUGUGGUCAGCGAACAGUGCAAUCAUCUGCAAGCUGUCUUUGCUUCCCGUUACAAGAAGUUUGAUGAAUUCUUUAAAGAACUACUUGAAAAUGCAGAGAAAUCCCUGAAUGAUAUGUUUGUGAAGACAUAUGGCCGUUUAUACAUGCAAAAUUCCGAGGUAUUUAAGGAUCUCUUCGUAGAAUUGAAGCGCUACUACGUGGCAGGGAACGUGAACCUGGAAGAAAUGCUAAAUGACUUCUGGGCUCGCCUUCUGGAGCGGAUGUUCCGCCUGGUGAACUCCCAGUACCACUUCACAGAUGAUUAUCUGGAAUGUGUGAGCAAGUACACCGAGGAGCUGAAGCCCUUUGGAGACGUCCCUCGGAAACUGAAGCUCCAGGUCACUCGUGCAUUUGUAGCAGCCCGCACUUUCGCUCAAGGCUUAGCAGUUGCAAGAGAUAUAGUGAGCAAAGUCUCCGUGGUAAAUCCCACAGCCCAGUGUACCCACGCCCUGUUGAAGAUGAUCUACUGCUCCCACUGCCAGGGUCUCGUGACUGUGAAGCCAUGUUACAACUACUGCUCGAACAUCAUGAGAGGCUGUUUGGCCAACCAAGGGGAUCUUGAUUUUGAGUGGAACAGUUUCAUGGAUGCUAUGCUGAUGGUGGCGGAGAGGCUAGAGGGUCCUUUCAACAUUGAAUCGGUCAUGGAUCCCAUUGAUGUGAAGAUUUCCGAUGCUAUUAUGAACAUGCAGGAGAAUAGUGUGCAAGUGUCUCAGAAGGUUUUCCAGGGAUGUGGACCCCCCAAGCCCCUCCCGGCCGGGCGAAUUUCUCGUUCCAUCUCUGAAAGUGCCUUCAGUGCUCGCUUCAGACCAUAUCACCCUGAGGAACGCCCAACCACAGCAGCUGGCACUAGUUUGGACCGACUGGUUACUGAUGUCAAGGAGAAGCUGAAACAGGCCAAGAAGUUCUGGUCCUCUCUUCCUAGCAACGUUUGCAAUGAUGAGAGGAUGGCUGCAGGAAAUGGCAAUGAGGAUGACUGCUGGAAUGGGAAAGGCAAAAGCAGGUACCUGUUUGCAGUGACAGGAAAUGGAUUGGCCAACCAGGGCAGUAACCCAGAGGUCCAAGUUGACACCAGCAAACCAGACGUACUGAUCCUUCGUCAAGUCAUGGCUCUUCGAGUUAUGACCAGCAAAAUGAAGAAUGCUUACAAUGGGAAUGACGUGGACUUCUUUGACAUCGGUGAUGAAACUAGUGGAGAAGGAAGUGGAAGUGGAUGUGAGUAUCAGCAUUGUCCUUCGGAGCUUGGGUACAACGCCAGUGACCACGCUGGGAAGAGUGCCAUUGAUAAAGCCGACAGUGCUGGUUCCUAUGCUGGGCCGCAGUCCUACCUCCUCGCUAUCUUCUGCAUCUUGUUCGUGGCUGUACAGAGAGAGUGGAGAUAAUUCUCAAACUUUGAGAAAAAGUGUUCAUCAUCAAAAAGUUAAAAGGCUCCCUUUAAUCACUUUUAUACCAUCGUAGUGACUUUGCUUUUUAAAUGAAUGGACAACGAUGUACAGUUUUUACUAUGUGGCCACUGGUUUAAAAAAAUGCUGACUUUGUUUUUUCAUUCAGUUUUGGAGGAAAAAGGGACUUGUACAUUAAGUUGGCUCCCACUCCCCCAGGAUCAUGUUAACCGUGGCUAACUGUAGGUACAGAGCUGUAGUUGGUUGUGCAUUUGUGAUUUUAUCACUCUAUUGUUUUGUUUGUUUGUUUCUCAUUUUGUCUGUGGGUAUUUUUUUCAAUUAUGAUCUCACCUUGUUUCUUACAAGAAAACCAGGGUCCUUUCUCGGCAUGUAACAUGUACGUAUUUCUGAAAUAUUAAAUAGCUGUACAGAAGCAGGUUUUAUUUAUCAUGUUAUCUUAUUAAAAGAAAAAGCCCAACAAGGAGUAAAAUUUCCAUUUAUCCCUGUUAUUUUAGUUGCCUUAUCUGGAGAGACGUGGAGGUGAUUUGGGUUCUUUAACUGUUAUUAACUUAGGACAGAAUGUGAAGGUAUAAGCGGGCUUCUGAGCCACUUGUCAGACUGUAUUCAAGCAUCACUGCAAGAAGAAGGUUAUACUUCCUUUAUAGCUGGUGAUUAGAAGAGACUGCAGACCUACCCGUUUUGGUUGAGUUGAAUUACAUAAGCUAAGAUUACGUGUAGGUCCAUUUCUUGAACCCACUUAUACUUAAAGUGUAACCCAUUCAGGAAAAGAUUCUUGAUAGAGUCUCCCUUGAAAGAUAGAAGGCAGUCAGGUUGUCCCCGUUAUCACAUAUUCACACUUGGGUUUGGGGAUUUUUUUUUUUUUUUUUUUUUUUUAACCAGGCUCAAGUUAGCAAGCCACAGGGUGCUAGUUUUCAUGUCUACACUGACCCUCUUUGAAUUUCUAUUCCAAUGGCAGCAGUAAGUGACCAAUAAUCUCAUUUGGUCUCCCUUGUUUUAGUGGUCCAGAUUUCAAACCCAGCCAUAUACAGGGAGCUGUCUGGGAGCUAGCCAGAAUUGGGGUGCAGCCUGGGCUCAGGGAAUAGCUGUCAACACUCAAGCAAAGUUUUUGUCUGUGCGUGUGUAUUUGCAUUUGUUAUUGGACCCCAGUUUGGUUUUUUUAUUUGUUUGUUUGUUUUAGGAGAGUGUAAGGUGUCUUAUUUGAGUCUUUUUCUUGCCCAGCCAACCUCUGGUCAGUACAGCAAAGGACUUGCAGUGGUUGCAGCUAUGUGCUACCCAUGUCAGCCAAGGAGCCGAGCCCCCUUGGGGGAGAACUGAGUGUCCAGAUUAUUUCAUGUGUUUUUUUGGGGGGGUGGGGUGGGGGGAUGGGGGGUAGGUAGAACUGAUAAGGCUAAGUCUUAGUGUUGACCCUUAGCCACAUGGGUGAACUGGCAAAGGCCGUAUCUGUUGUCCCAGGCCAAAGAAUAACAACUGCCUUGGCCCCUUAGGAGCCCCCUUCCUUGUGUCCUUACAAAAUGACAGCUCAUAAAACUAUGAGAAUGUAACACAUCAAUUUAAAAGGAGUUCCCAAAAGUCUUCAGAAAAUAAAAUUCUGCAAGUCUCUUCCUGCUUUAGACAGCCGUUAAGAUCCCAACUGAUUCUAUAGAAGCUAAAACCCACAGAGAGGUUGUUUGUGUUAUGGUUGGUUCAAUCUUCAGUUGUAAGAGUAAUUCUCUAUUUUUAUAUUAAAACAUUACUUGAUAGCUCAGGGUCUACAUUUCAUUCAACUUUUUACACCAAAUUCUGAAGAAUGGUCAAAAUGGAACAUUGGGGGCUGUUGUAAACAGAGGCUUAAUUUUAUUAGAAGUAGCCAGUUAUUUAUUAAAGCAUGAUGUUAAUAAAAUAGGCAUAUUCUGG
Molecule: messenger RNA, 3834 nt
Organism: Galeopterus variegatus (Sunda flying lemur)
Lineage: Eukaryota; Metazoa; Chordata; Mammalia; Dermoptera; Cynocephalidae
Gene: GPC4
Product: glypican 4
Exons: 9
Coding region: 250-1920 (556 amino acids)
Biological process (GO): regulation of signal transduction; cell migration; regulation of protein localization to membrane
Cellular component (GO): synapse; extracellular region; cell surface
Source: RefSeq, a predicted model, not a curated record